Molecule: messenger RNA, 642 nt
Organism: Colletotrichum lupini
Lineage: Eukaryota; Fungi; Ascomycota; Sordariomycetes; Glomerellales; Glomerellaceae
Product: trafficking protein particle complex subunit 2
Exons: 3
Coding region: 1-642 (213 amino acids)
Biological process (GO): endoplasmic reticulum to Golgi vesicle-mediated transport
Cellular component (GO): TRAPP complex; nucleus; cytoplasm
Source: RefSeq, a predicted model, not a curated record
AUGUCGUACUACUUCGCCAUCGUCGGCACGCAAGACAACCCCCUCUUCGAAUACGAAUUCGGCACCUCAAAGCAAGGCGGCGACGGCCAGUCGCGCUUCAACGAGCAGGUCCGCCACCUGAACCAGUUCAUCCUGCACAGCAGUCUGGAUAUCGUGGAGGAAGUACAGUACCUCAAAAUCGUAGACAAGUUCUUCAACAACUACGUCUCCUGCUUCGUCACGGCGGGCAACGUGAAGUUCCUCCUCCUGCACCAGCCCUCCGCGCCCUCCACCACGGCGUCCUCGCGCUCGUCGACGGCCAUCGGCGCCAACCCCACCAGCCCCGCGACCGAGGAGGCCAUCAAGAAUUUCUUCCAAGAGGUGUACGAGAACUGGGUCAAGGCCAUUAUGAGUCCGUUCUACAGGGUCAAUAUGGAAGUCAAGAGUCCUGUGUUCAGGUCACGAGUUGCGGCGGCGGAGUGGAUCACUUUACAAAACGUAAACAAGACACGCGUCACGAUCAAAUCAAGCCAGAGGAACCAGAGUGUAUGUUGUGUUCAAGUCACCAUAUUGGUUGGUGUUCCAUUUCAGACAAUGCGUCUGCCUAUCGACGCCAUGAGAGCACUAUCAUUCCCAGAGUCUCGUGAUUCCCAAACGCCAUAA